AUGCAGUUCAUGGGGUUCGGAGGUCAGAGGUUUUGGGUUCGGAGGUCAAGAGGUUUUGGGUUCGGAGGCUACCUCACCAAGCAACUCUCCAGACUACCCUCACCAAGCAACUCACCAGGCUACUCCACCAAGCAACUCACCAGGCUACACCAAGCAACUCACCAGACUACCUCACCAAGCAACUCACCAGACUACCUCACCAAGCAACUCCAGACUACCUCACCAAGCAACCUCCAGACUACCUCACCAAGCAACCAGACUCCCACCAAGCAACUCACCAGCACUCACCAAGCAACUCACCAGACUACUCCCACCAAGCAACUCACCAGACUACCUCACCAAGCAACUCUCACCACUACCUCACCAAGCAACUCUCCAGACUACCUCACCAAGCAACUCUCCAGACUACCUCACCAAGCAACUCACCAGACUACCUCACCAAGCAACUCACCAGGCUACCUCACCAAGCAACUCUCCAGACUACCUCACCAAGCAACUCUCCCGACACCUUCACCAAGCAACUCUCCCGACACCUUCACCAAGCAACUCUCCCGACACCUUCACCAAGCAACUCUCCCGACGCCUUCACCAAGCAACUCUCCCGACGCCUUCACCAAGCAACUCUCCCGACACCUUCACCAAGCAACUCUCCCGACACCUUCACCAAGCAACUCUCCAGGCACUUUCACCAAGCCGGCCCUGCCUAUUGUCUUCCUCGUUAAGCAACUCAAGUCUCGCAAUCACCGACUUACGGCGUCAUCCUUCACGUUUACGAAUCUGUGA
Molecule: messenger RNA, 783 nt
Organism: Homarus americanus (American lobster)
Lineage: Eukaryota; Metazoa; Arthropoda; Malacostraca; Decapoda; Nephropidae
Exons: 2
Coding region: 1-783 (260 amino acids)
Source: RefSeq, a predicted model, not a curated record